AUGUCUGGAUAUCAUGAGGGUCAUCUGGUGUCUGGUACACCAGCCGUACACUCCCUGACAAGCCCACACGCGCACACGCACCCGCUGCCGCACCCGCUCCCUCACCCGCACUCGCAUUCGCACAACAAGCCACCAGCCAGCGUGCCUCCCUACCUCUCACCACCCAACGGACGGCCACAGGGCCCGGGCUCUGCAUAUCCCGCCACUGCCACUGUCUCUGCCACUGCCACUGCCCACGACAGCCUGGCCACUGCCCUCCAGGUCCCCAUCACCCCCCACGGCAUCGUGAACACCCCGCCCCAGCUUCAGCAUCAGCAUCAGCAUCAGCAUCAACAUCAACAUCAGCAAGCCCACCAGUCGCCCCAGUCACAGCAUAAUGUCAGACCCCAGACAGCCCAGUACUCGCCUGGAAACAAUGCCUCCUCCGCCAGUCCUCAGAGCCAGCAGCAGCAGCCUCCGACGCCCGCUGCCUCCAUCUCCUCCGCCCCGUCCAAGAAGAACACCCGCAUACCAAGGGCCUGUGAUUUGUGCAGCACGCGCAAGGUCAAGUGUGAAGGCGGAACGCCUCCCUGCGCGCCAUGCAGAGACCUCGGUGUCCCAUGCACGUACGACCGUGUCAAGAAGCGCCGCGGUCCUCCCAAUCGAGCUGCCGAGGCUGCGAGGCAGGCCGAGAAGCGCCAGAAAGUCGACGUCGACGGCCUGAGCGAAUCCAGCCCGCCCCACCAGAAUGCUGCCCAGACUCUGGUCUCGCUGGGGGCCCCAACCACUCCGACAGUCUUGGACGCCGAGCAGUGCAUCGCCCCCCUCGGCAUCCUCAAGCUCUUCGUCGAUGACUUCUAUACCUAUAUAUUCCCCUUGGUGCCCUUCCCCCACGAGCCUACCUUCCGCGCCGCCUUCGAGAGACGGGAGGACCGCACAAAUCCCGACUUCCUAGCCUUGUUGGCCGGCAUGGUUGCCGCUCUGGUGGCCUCCUUUCCACGCUCCGCGCGCCUGCAUCUGAAGGCUUCACACAGCUACGAGAAAUUCCCUCGGGCCGUCAUGCUGGUCGAUCGUUGCGUCAAAGUGGCCCUGGACAUGCGCAACACCGAGACCAUGCUCAAAGACACUGUUACCGUGAAUGACGCCGCCGUCAGCUAUUUUGUCUGCCUGGCCACCGGCUACACCAUGCGCUAUAACCAGUGCCGUCGCUUCAUGGGGGAGUGCCUGCGCUUCCUGCGCGAGAUGGGAUUCCACAGGAGGCGGCCUCCUCCGACGUCUCUCUCCUUGAAUGAGCGCAGUGACGAGCAGCCUAAUGAUUUUAUCACCGAGGAAAUUGGUAAACGAAUUUACUGGACCCUCUUCUUCGGUGUCAGGUCCAUGACCCAGUUAGGUGCUCCGUCUCGCGAUUUGAUCCUCCCGCCACCCACACCGAACGCGACGUACCCUGACUGGCCCCGAGAGGUGGACGAUGCGUACAUUUUACCAGACAGGAUCUUGCCUCAGCCCGAGGGCACCGUUUCCAUCCUGACGGGCUUCGUGAGGUGCAUCCAGAACUAUCAGACCAUGGAUGAACUUGUGCGCAUAGAGCUCGCACACGGCACGUCCGCAUACACCUGGGAGCAGCAGAAACACUAUCUGCACGAGUCUCUUAUCAAGGUCAAGGCUGUCGAGGCCCAGUUUCCACCCGCCUUGAAGCUUGACCUGGGGGCUCACACGCCCACCACGACGCACGCGAAUCUCGUUCAGAAAAGCUCGGCCGGUGCGUCGCCUUACCAAUACGUGCCUCCUGCCUAUCCGAAUACUCAGCCAACGAAUGAUGUUCGCCACCUAUUUGCGGCCGACGAGAACAAGAAACGCCACCUUCAGUAUGAGAUACAAAAGGCCAACCUGUAUGCCUCAAUAGUGGCUACGCGCUCUUAUUAUGUGGAGCGAUAUAUGAACCUACGCGAGAUCUAUCUCGUCAACAGGCGCGCCGAACAAGCCCGCCUGAACGGCCCAGGCGGCAGUGUCAUCUACAGGACAGCCCCCGACAUGUCUUCUUCGUCACUGGCCGCGGCCGCAGUACAAGCUGUCAGCGGGCAGGUCAAUGACGAUAUUGAUGAAAUGUUCUUUGCGGAGCGUGAUGAGAUUGUGCACAAUUUCUUCACUGUGUUGAUGUCGAUUGAUCAGCGCAACAUGGAGCCGAACGGUGCUUCGCUCAUCAGCAAGAUCCGGCAGGUUGCGAGCACGCUGCUCGGCGAUCCAGACGACCGCAAGCGCUCGUAUGAGCUUCAGAACGAAGAGUAUCUGCGGAUGUUUCUGGAAAUAUUGACACGGUUAGAAAAGACGACCACUGGCGCAGCUCCAAGCCCCGGUGGACACACGGCCGGCACGAUGACCUCCGAGGACGAGGAGAUGGAGCUUCGUAACUGGGCCGACCUACGUGAACAUCAGCAGAAAAUGGCACAAAUUGCCUACAUCUUUUAG
This is a messenger RNA of Diaporthe batatas, 2445 nucleotides long. RefSeq lists its product as uncharacterized. The transcript is spliced from 3 exons. Bases 1 to 2445 code for a protein of 814 amino acids. Lineage: Eukaryota; Fungi; Ascomycota; Sordariomycetes; Diaporthales; Diaporthaceae. Gene Ontology annotation, molecular function: zinc ion binding; DNA binding; DNA-binding transcription factor activity, RNA polymerase II-specific. Gene Ontology annotation, biological process: regulation of DNA-templated transcription; DNA-templated transcription. The record is from RefSeq and is a predicted model, not a curated record.